GUUGCACUAAUAUACCGGAAGUCUAGUUUACACUUCCGUUCUUCUGUGUGUCUCCUGUCGCGAGCUAGCAUUCAGAUUGGACAGUGACCUUCUCUCAGUGAGCUGCAGUAUUUACAGUUUAGAGAUGGCUGGAGGUCUGUUUGGAACCUGGUGGUCUAGAGUCGGCCCUUACUACACCAAGGCGUACCAGGAGGUCUGGGUUGGCCUGGGAAUCAUGACUUACCUUUACUACAAAGUCUCCUAUGGAGGAAAGAAAGCAGUGAAGUCUAAGUCUGACCACCACUGAUCGGACCACCGUGCAAUGUGCCCUGCUUCCCUGUGUAAAUCUCCCUCAGAAGAGCUUCACUGACUCCAUGAUGUUUAUCUGUUUGUGAAUAAUAAAUGCUCUGUUUGGAAUACCUGUACAA
Tachysurus vachellii is the source of this 407-nucleotide messenger RNA. It is a transcript of the gene atp5mj, whose product is annotated as ATP synthase membrane subunit j. The record is from RefSeq and is a predicted model, not a curated record. Gene Ontology annotation, cellular component: mitochondrion. NCBI's taxonomy places the organism in Eukaryota, Metazoa, Chordata, Actinopteri, Siluriformes, Bagridae. The coding region runs from base 125 to 286 and encodes 53 amino acids. The transcript has 4 exons.